Molecule: messenger RNA, 582 nt
Organism: Coffea eugenioides
Lineage: Eukaryota; Viridiplantae; Streptophyta; Magnoliopsida; Gentianales; Rubiaceae
Exons: 1
Coding region: 1-582 (193 amino acids)
Cellular component (GO): plasma membrane
Source: RefSeq, a predicted model, not a curated record
AUGUGUGGCACAGGCAAGCCUCCAAGAGGUCUAAAAAUAUGCUGUGGUAUCACUACAGUUCUUCUGAUCACUGUAAUAGUGGUUGGCUUGGUCUUAUUUCUUACAGUCCUCAAGCCCAGAAAACCAAAAAUCACAACUCAAUCUGUCACCCUGGAUUCUAUCAAAUGGGUAGUAAUACCUGUGUUCCACCUCAAUAUUACCCUAGGCAUAGUGGUUACAGUUGAUAAUCCCAACUAUGGAAGCUUUAAGUAUGACAACAGCACAGUUUUUGUGACCUAUAGAGGCAUUCCUGCGGCUCAAGCACCAAUUCAACAAGACACAAUUCCCGCUAGAGCAAAGCAUGACGUUGGCACAACUGUUGUGGUUGUAGUGGAUAAUUUCUCCUCAAAUCCUUAUUUCUUGGUGGAUCUUACUUCUGGCAGCUUAAACUUCAGUUCAACAACUUCCUUGCAUGGUAAAGCAACGGUGCUCAAAAUCUUGAAAAUCAAGACAACCACUUUUACCACUUGUGACAUCUCUGUAAAUGUGCAGGCUCAGAAUGCAUCUUCUGUCUGUCAUUCAGAGGCUAAGUAUAAACUCUAA